AUGAAUGUAGAUACGAUCUCAGACUUCCUCGCCGACCAGCGGGAUGCAGCUCCCGAGGAGCUUCAGCCUCUCAUCCUACAGUUUGAGGAUUUGUGGGAGCGUAAGUUAUGGCACCAGCUGACCGAUGCCCUGGUCGAGUUCUUCAACAACCCAGGAAGCGCACCACAACGGCUAGAGUUCUACAAAGUCUUCAUUCUGAAAUUCGCCGACAAGAUUAAUCAGCUGAAGCUUGUCGACCUGGCCCUCAAGGCUGCUUCACAAUGCAAAGACCUACAGGAGCGUCUCUCGUUCACCGAGGCAGUAGUCAAGAAGGUUGACAACGAAGAUUCACAAGAUGCCCUGGUAUUUGCCAUAGUUGCAGUGGCGCGGGUCAAGCUUGAGAUUGGGGACCUGGAUGGCACAAGGAAAGAGCUUGACAGGGCCGAGACCAUCCUUGACACCUUCGACUCAAUCGACAACACAGUAAACGCUGCUUUCUACAAUGCCAACGCCGACUACUACCAAGCGAAGAUGGAUUUCGCCUCCUAUUACCGCAACGCCCUCCUCUACCUCGCCUGUAUCGACCUGUACUCUCUCAGCCCGGCCGAGCGCCGCUCAAGGGCAUACGAUCUCAGCAUUGCAGCACUCGUAUCAACUAGCAUCUACAACUUCGGCGAACUGCUUCUCCACCCUAUCCUCGAUGCCCUCACAACCCAGAAGGAAGACAACUGGCUGCGCGAGCUGCUCUUCGCCUUCAACCGGGGCGACCUAGCUGCCUACGACGUCCUCUCAGGCCACAUCUCCUCCAACCCGUUGCUCGCUAAGCACAGCAACCAGUUGCGACAGAAGAUCUACCUGGCAGCGCUCACAGAAGCCGUGUUCCGCCGCCCGCCCCACGACCGCGCCAUGACAUUCGACACGAUUGCUGCGGAGACCAAGGUCAAGCCCGAUGAGAUCGAGCACCUGAUCAUGAAGGCGCUAAGCCUGGGCCUCUUGAGAGGCACAAUCGACCAGGUGGACGAGGUGGCGCACAUCAACUGGGUGCAGCCCAAGGUGCUAGACAUGAAGCAGAUCGACAACAUGCGCCAGCGAUUAAAGGACUGGGAUACCAGCGUCAACCAGCUGGGCAACUGGAUCGAAGGCGUGGGCCAGGAUGUCUGGGCGGCGUAG
Messenger RNA from Phaeoacremonium minimum UCRPA7, 1149 nucleotides. RefSeq names its product putative 26s proteasome regulatory subunit rpn9 protein. The transcript is spliced from 2 exons. Gene Ontology annotation, molecular function: structural molecule activity. Gene Ontology annotation, biological process: ubiquitin-dependent protein catabolic process. Lineage: Eukaryota; Fungi; Ascomycota; Sordariomycetes; Togniniales; Togniniaceae. Gene Ontology annotation, cellular component: nucleus; cytosol; proteasome regulatory particle, lid subcomplex. Bases 1 to 1149 code for a protein of 382 amino acids. The record is from RefSeq and is a predicted model, not a curated record.